GAGAAUGAGGCUAGUGUCUGUACUAGUUCGGAUUCGAGCCGACGAACAAAGCUAAUUUUGUUAUUGUCGGCAGGUCAAUAAUAGAUAAUAUGUUUUUGAUAAUACGUUCUACUUAAUUGUGUUUAAAUCCUGUUAAAAUAUUAAAUAUAUGUUAUUAGUUAUUGUAUAAAAUAAAAGGAUCAGUGGUAAUGACAUCUAGUAUUAAUCCUGAAGUUUAUAAAAAAUUAAAAAAUGCCAGGAAGGUAUUAACCAGAGAUGAUUCUCAAGUCGAGAUAGAAGUAAGGGAGGAUGAGGAGCAGGCUGUAAAACUUCAAGAAAUUAUCGAUAUACUAGUUGCAGCAGGUUAUUUUCGAGCUAGAAUAAAAGGUCUUUCCGCAUUUGAUAAAGUAGUAGGUGGUAUGGUAUGGUGUAUCGAAUCUUGUAAUGUCGAUUUAGAUGUUGAUUUAUUAUUUAGGGAAAACUUGAGUAUAGGAGAAAAAAUUUCUUUAACAGAAAAAAUAGUUGCAGUACUACCAAAAAUUAAGUGUCCUCUCACAGUAGAACCUCAUCAAAUUCAAGGUUUAGAUUUCAUCCAUAUUUUCCCUGUUAUUCAAUGGUUAGUAAAAAGGUCUUUAGAAUGUAGACAAGAUGUAGCCGCUUUUGUAAGAAAGUGCGCUAUAGAUCAGUUUGAUAAAAAAUUCGAUAUACAAGACGAAAUUAAACAAAAAAAACGGAAUUUAUUGAAUAAUAUUCGUUUAUUAGAGGAAGUAUAUCGACCACAUCGAUACUACAGAAAAAAGAAUGUAGGACCAAGCGAAACCGUAUCUCAAUUACAGAUAACUUUAUUAGAAUAUGGUCACAGCGAUGGUAAUUUGGAUGAUUAUUCAUUGUUUACCACCAAAGAAAAGGAAAACAUUGACGAACAAAAAAUUUCCGAUGUAGAUGAAGUUAGGUUGAAUAAGCAUUACAUUUCUCUACAAACCGAAUUAAAGGAUGUAGGGGUACAAUCAAGAGAUCGAUUACUAAUAACUUCGAUGGAGGAUAAAAAACAAAUAUUCAUGGAUAAAUACAGUGAACUUAUGAAAAAUCAAUCGUCUUUAGAUGGAGAUAUCGCAAGGACGAUGGAACAAUUGGAAGGAAUUAGGAAUAAAAUUCAGGAAGCAGCUGAAAAAUUACAGAAUUUGUCACCGGAGCACGUAGACACUUCCAAGGUAAAAGAAAUAGAAGAUCUGAUCAUUUUAAAUGAUGACUUAAAAUCGCAGGAAAGUCAAUUUAAGGAACAUUGCAAAAAGGAAUUGGCGAAUUUAAAUAAACUAAUACAGGAAGCUAAAAAUACAAAAAACAGUGAUUUGAUCGAAAAUACUGUAGAUUUAACAAAAGAUAUAGAUGAUGCUACAGAAAGAGUUCGUGUAUUGAGAAUAAAACUGGCCAAAGUGAACAGGGAGGUUGCUAUGUUACAGAGACAAAUUGAUGACGUUCCUAAAAGGGCCGAACUGGCUCAAUAUCAAAAAAGAUUCGUUGAACUAUAUAAUCAAGUGGCGGUGAAACAUAAGGAAACGAAACAGUACUACACACUCUACAACACUUUGGAAGAUACUAGAGUUUACAUGAAAAAAGAGCUUUCGUUACUAAAUUCGAUAUCGGAAAGUUAUCCUGAAGCCAUGAUGUCGGCGAAAGGAAAAGCCGAGUUUUUAGAUCAGUUUCAGAAUAUCGUUGAAAACGUACGUCAAACAAAGUUGAAAUCAGAACAGAAACUUAAUAGAGAAAAACAGACAAGAGAUCAGUUGAGUGCUAUGUUACAGGGUUUAGUCGAACUUCAAAGAAAAUACGUUACUGCCAUUAAACAGCUCGAUUUGGAAUGUAGAAAACAUGAAACGUUGAUCAAAACUCAAAGUUGAAUUGUGAUUUUAUCAUAAGUUUCCAUCGAAUGAAAAUUUGUUAAUAAAAAUUUUCUAAAACAAA
Molecule: messenger RNA, 1941 nt
Organism: Diorhabda sublineata
Lineage: Eukaryota; Metazoa; Arthropoda; Insecta; Coleoptera; Chrysomelidae
Gene: fidipidine
Product: coiled-coil domain-containing protein 93
Exons: 9
Coding region: 189-1877 (562 amino acids)
Biological process (GO): Golgi to plasma membrane transport
Source: RefSeq, a predicted model, not a curated record